Puntigrus tetrazona (Sumatra barb) is the source of this 2474-nucleotide messenger RNA. RefSeq names its product death-associated protein kinase 2a (gene dapk2a). Gene Ontology annotation, cellular component: nucleus; cytoplasm. Gene Ontology annotation, molecular function: ATP binding; protein serine/threonine kinase activity. Gene Ontology annotation, biological process: intracellular signal transduction; positive regulation of apoptotic process; protein phosphorylation. Lineage: Eukaryota; Metazoa; Chordata; Actinopteri; Cypriniformes; Cyprinidae. The transcript has 12 exons. The coding region runs from base 481 to 1935 and encodes 484 amino acids. The record is from RefSeq and is a predicted model, not a curated record.
ACGAUGUUUAUCAUUCUGUGACCCAACGACCGUCCAACCUGGAUAUAACUGAGAGGAAUCCUUUAUGCUGUGUUGUUGUUGUUUUAAGUCGUGGAACAGGCCUGUCAGUCUGUUGUCGUUUUUAUGCUCCGGCAUGAGUUCAACAGGUGGCGUGUCCACUUUUAGAAACAUGCUGCUGCUGCUCGUGCGCUUUUCCAAUGCUCUGUGAAGAGAGUCGCGUGAGCUCGUGAUAGGAUUCAGAAACGUAACUUUAUUUGUCGGUGAUGACCGUUUCGACAAUUACAAAGAAAUAAAGGGAGUGUAGUUGCACCGUGGUUUUUUUUUUUUUUUUUAAUUUAUUUUUGAAGAUCUGCUAUUUAUCCGGUGUUGUGACAAUCACAUCUACCUCCAGGAGGAUGAGGAGUAGUUAAAACUGUCGUGUUUUUUCAGAUCCCAGAAACCAGUUUUCCUUGGAUAAAUUUCGACUAAAUAUAGAUCACAAUGGCUGUGUUCAAACAGCAGCAAGUGGAGAAUUUCUAUGAGAUUGGAGAGGAACUUGGCAGUGGGCAGUUUGCAAUCGUUAAGCAGUGUCGUGAAAAGAGUUCAGGCCGGGAUUUCGCAGCCAAGUUCAUUAAGAAGCGUCAGAGUAUUGCUAGCCGGCGAGGUGUGCUCCGAGAAGAGAUAGAGCGAGAGGUCAACAUCCUACAGCAGAUACACCAUCCCAAUAUUGUCAUGUUACAUGACGUGUUUGAGAACAAGACAGACGUGGUGCUGAUUUUGGAGCUGGUCUCUGGAGGAGAGCUUUUUGACUUUUUGGCAGAGAAGGAGUCUCUAAGUGAGGAGGAAGCUACACAGUUUAUUAAACAGAUUUUAGAGGGCGUGCACUAUUUGCACACAAGGAAUAUUGCUCAUUUUGACCUGAAGCCUGAAAACAUCAUGCUUCUGGAUAAGAACGCUCCUCUGCCCCGAAUCAAACUCAUUGAUUUUGGCUUGGCCCACAAGAUUGCCGAAGAGGUUGAGUUUAAAAACAUCUUUGGAACACCAGAGUUUGUUGCUCCGGAGAUUGUUAAUUAUGAACCACUGGGAUUGGAAGCGGAUAUGUGGAGUGUUGGUGUUAUAACAUAUAUCCUGCUGAGUGGGGCAUCUCCUUUCCUAGGAGAAACGAAGCAAGACACUCUGGGAAACAUCUCAGCCAUGAACUAUGAGUUUGAUGAUGAAUUCUUUGGCCACACCAGUGAGCUUGCCAAGAAUUUUAUACAACAACUGCUGGAAAAGGACACCAAAAAGAGACUCACAAUUCAAGAUGCCUUGAACCACCCCUGGAUUAAGUCUAAUGAGCAUAAAGAGGAACGCAGCAAAGCACCAGAGAGGAAGAGAGAGCGUAGGCAGCUUAAGACGAAGCGUCUCAAAGAGUACACCAUCAAGUCCCACUCCAGUAUGCCUCCUAACAACACCUACAUCAACUUUGAACGCUUCGCACAGGUGGAGGAGGAUGUGUCGGCCAUGGAGGGCACUUUCUGCCAGCUGGCGUCGGCCCACGACUCCCUGCAGGAAGACAUCGAUGCACUGGUGUCCAUCUACAAUGAGAAGGAGAUGUGGUACAAAGAAGAAAGCGAAAGCAUCAGGCAUGAGUUGUCCCAGCUCCGCUAUGAGUUUCGUAAAGUCGAGGCACAGAGGAGGGGCGUUCACGAAGACAUGAGGAGUGUGGAUGCCAGCGUGAGCCGAGUGAGCGAGAGAUACAAGGAGAGGCAGACUCGUUACGAGGCCUUGCAAAAGGAGCUGUGUGCCGAGCUGCAGUGGGUGCAGGAAGUGGUGGGCUCUUUCCAGGUCACUUUCCCAAACUGCAGCUUUAGCAGCGUGUUUAAUACAGAUGUCAACGAGGCACUGAAAGAGCUGCUGAAUAGAUCCUGUGGAGGAGACCUGCUGACGGGCAGCAGUCUGGACCAGCAGAGAUGACACAUUAAUAACCCCCCUUACCACUGAUCACACAUCGUUAUAUAAACAAAGGCCAGAUAAAUGUGCUGAAGAGACUGCGCUGGGGAAUAUAGACCUGAAUAAAAGCAGGUAUGGGACCCUUGACAGUUUUGCAAUACAAGUACAUAGACGUAAACAAAAUAGAAAAUUAAAAUUGGUCAAGCAAACUCCACUGGGCAUAUAUAUAUAUAUACAGUAUAUUAGUUCAACACAUGAAUGAAAUGGUGCUACAAAGUUUAUUUUUUCUUCUGUUUUGUCCUUUUCUCUUUUGCCUAUCAAUAUAAAACAGAUCUGAUUUUGAGUUGUAAAAUCACAAAAGAAAAUGUUAUAUUUUGAUCUGUUAUUAUGUGUUAGGUGUAUUUAAAAUCACUAUGCGUCCUAUUUAUGUUACAUGAUAAGCUGUAAUUUGUUCAGGGAGUGUUUACACAGAGGUUGUCCACCUUUGGUUAUUUGUGUACCAGAUCAGAUUAAGUUGAAAUGCCAAGCUUAUGUGAUUAAACCCUGUUAAAUUAUUAAAUAUG